AUGCCCGGGAAGAAGGCGCGUAAGAGCGCGCAGCCGAGCCCCACGCGGGCGCCGGCAGAGCGAGAAGUUGAAUGUGCUAUUCAGCUCAGGAGGAUGGGAGACAAACUGAGUUUCCGGCAGAAACUUCUGAAUGUGAUCGCCAAACUCUUCCACUCCGGCACCUGA
Molecule: messenger RNA, 165 nt
Organism: Orycteropus afer afer
Lineage: Eukaryota; Metazoa; Chordata; Mammalia; Tubulidentata; Orycteropodidae
Source: RefSeq, a predicted model, not a curated record